Molecule: messenger RNA, 1865 nt
Organism: Melitaea cinxia (Glanville fritillary)
Lineage: Eukaryota; Metazoa; Arthropoda; Insecta; Lepidoptera; Nymphalidae
Product: organic cation transporter protein-like
Exons: 7
Coding region: 1-1656 (551 amino acids)
Biological process (GO): transmembrane transport
Cellular component (GO): membrane
Molecular function (GO): transmembrane transporter activity
Source: RefSeq, a predicted model, not a curated record
AUGGAUACAAUAAAGAGUGAAGGCUUCAUCGAGGAUUCAGCUGAGAAAAAUACAUAUGGUGCGGAAAAACCGAUAGAUCUGGAUGAUGUCCUCACUAAUGAGCUGGGACAAUUCGGUCCAUUUCAACUAAGAAAUUUGCUUUUGGUUGCGUUACCAAUCAUCAUGUCCGCAUUUGCGAGUGAAUACAUUUUUUCUGCAGCGGCAAUACCCCACAGAUGUAAGAUUUCAGAAUGUGGGGAAAGAAUAAAAUUAGAAGAAUUUGAACCAGAAUGGAUCCGAAUAGCUAUACCGGAGACGAGUAGAGGACUUUCCAGUUGCCAGAGAUUCGCGUCUCGCGGCCUUGGUAUAAAUGGUUCCCUGGACAACUGCCCAGCAGAUCUCUUCGAUCCAGACUCAACAGUUGACUGUGAUGGGUUUGUCUAUGCGAGAGACAAUUCUGUCGUCUAUGAUUUUGACUUAGGGUGCCAAGAAUGGCUGCGAGCUUUAGCGGGGACUUUAAACAGUAUAGGAACACUGCUGGUAUUACCAAUCACUGGUUACGUCUCAGAUCGAUUUGGUAGAAGAAUUGCUCUUGUGAUAAAUGUCCUUAAUCUGGCGAUCUUCGGUAUCAUCAGAGCAUUUUCUGUCAAUUACCCAAUGUAUUUGAUUUUACAAAUUGUUCAAACGACUCUCGGUGCUGGAACCUUCAGCUCGGCCUAUAUUUUCGCUGCUGAGUUAGUGGGGCCCAAAUAUCGUGUACUAACGAGCGCAACGUCGACGUCAAUGUUUGCCCUGGGUCAAGUAGUACUUGGUAGCGUAGCUUGGGUAAUUCGGCCAUGGCGAUACAUGAUUUUAGCUCUGCACAUACCUUGCUUCCUAAUAAUUAGCUACUACUGGUUACUAAGCGAAAGUGUAAGGUGGCUAAUCUCAAAACAAAAGUUUGAAGAAGCUAGAAAGGUGUUAGAAAAUGUAGCCAGAGUUAACAAGAAACAAAUAAGUGAGAAGUCUAUGGCGGGUCUACUCACUCCUCCACAGACGUCUGUUCCUUCAGAUGGCGAGAAACCCAGCCUCAUAAAAACCGUAAUCCGUUCCAAAGUCUUGCUCAGAAGAGUAUGUACCACGCCAAUAUGGUGGAUCACCACUACGUUUGUGUACUACGGGCUGUCUAUCAACUCGACAAGUCUUUCCGAGAGCAUGCACCUCAACUACAUAUUGACUGUUGCCAUUGAGAUCCCCGGAUUUUACACCGCCAUCUUCGUACUCGACAGAGUUGGCAGGAAGGCUACUUUGUCAGUUGGGUACUUCUUUAGCGCAGCUUGUAACAUCGCCUUUUCCUUUAUCCCUAAUGAUUACUUCGUCGUGAGAUUGAUAAUUUUCUUGCUGGGCAAGUUCGCCAUAUCGACUGUGAUGACGUCACUAUACCUGUACACGUCAGAGCUUUACCCGACGGAGUUCCGUCACAGUCUGCUCGCCUUUUCCUCGAUGGUCGGCAGAAUGGGCUCUAUAACGGCACCUCUAACUCCUGUACUUAUGGACUAUUGGCACGGCAUUCCAUCUAUGAUGUUCGGCGGUAUGGCUGUCCUCUCCGGUCUCCUAGUUCUCACCCAGCCGGAAACCUUGGGCUCGAAAAUGCCCAAUACUUUAGCGGAAGCUGAGGCCAUCGGCAAAAUAAAGUGAAAAGUGUAUAACACGAGUUGAUACCGCCUCUAGAUUAAAUUUAUUAUAAUAUAAUAUUCGUAUCUCAACACAACGAAACGUGACUAUAUUUUGAUAUUUAUAAGGAUCUAGCGAGUUAAGGUAGAAUAUUAAUUUGUUUUUUAAAUAUAAAACUGUCGAGACAUGUUUUUAGUACUCCUUAGUUAUUAUUAAAUUUUAUUAGUAAUUUA